Molecule: messenger RNA, 432 nt
Organism: Ostertagia ostertagi
Lineage: Eukaryota; Metazoa; Nematoda; Chromadorea; Rhabditida; Trichostrongylidae
Source: the annotation of a GenBank genome assembly
AUGACUCAGACUACCGUAUGUGUCAUUCACAAUGUGUUCGAGCUAGCUAACAUAUUGCUUAUAUUGCUUUCCAAUAGCAUUAUUGAGCAUUCAGGCGGAUAUCGUCACGUUGGAGCAUAUGGAAUCAUUUAUCAAGAGGAUCAGAAUCCUGUUGGCAUAGUCUCUGAUUAUGGUUCUCGCUACAUCUUCCCGAAUGUACCGAUAGAGGACCGAAAGCUCUAUGAAACGGAACGUUAUCACAACGGAGAUCUCACAUACACGUUUGACAUUGCGAAGGAUGGCGAAUACGUGAUCGUGUUGAAGUUCUCCGAAGUAUAUUUUCAAUCUUCUGGACAAAAGGUAUUCCAUGUGCAUGUGAACGACUUGCCUGUGAAACGAAGUUUAGACAUAUUCCGUGAAUCAGGAGCCACGGGUGUUGCGUACGAUCUGUGA